CGUCGGCUUACCUCUUCUCGUAGUCCAGUUGGAAGCUGCUGGCGCGGGCCUUAGACCCGGCCGGAUACUGCCCUUGGUGGCGUGUCUGGGAACACACUGUCAGGCUUCUUUUCCGGAAGGGCAGACUCUUGACCCUUUGGCUCUAGAGCUCCCACUUUCCAGCUCCGUCCUCCCUGGAGCCGUGUUUGGUGCCUCGCACGUCCAUCUCUGCGUCACUUCCGCGGCGGUUCACCUGUGCGCUGGGCCUUUAUUCAGCCUGGCCGCGACACUAGCAGAAAAGAGUAAUGAUGCGGGUUUGUUGGUUGGUGAGAAAGGACAACCUUCACCAGCGAAUUAAGCUUCCACACCUAGAAGUAGUUGUGGUUGGGCGAAGUCCAGAGACCAAGAUCACAGACAAGAAAUGUUCCCGCCAGCAAGUACAGUUGAAAGCAGAAUGUGACAAGGGAUAUGUCAAGGUAAAGCAGGUAGGGGUCAAUCCCACCACUAUUGACUCAGUCGUAAUUGGGAAGGACCAAGAAGUGAAGCUCCAGCCUGGCCAGGUUCUCCACAUGGUGAAUGAACUUUAUCCAUAUAUUGUAGAGUUUGAAGAAGAGACAAAGAGCCCUGGCCUGGGAACAGAAAUGAAGAGAAAGAGGUUAGGUAACAGCGAUUCUUUAGAAAGUGAUGUUGCUCAGGAAGCCAAGUCCAGGGCAAGACUGGAGUCUGGGGGUGACCCUGGCCAGUGCUCUGUGUCCCCAAAGAAGGUCAGAGAUGAUGCUUCUACUAAAAAGGAAUCACUGGGCCAUUGGAGUCAAGGCUUGAAGAUUUCUAUGCAGGACCCCAAAAUGCAGGUUUACAAGGACGAGCAGGUGGUAGUGAUUAAGGAUAAAUAUCCCAAGGCUCGUUAUCACUGGCUGGUCUUACCUUGGGCCUCCAUUUCUAGCCUGAAGGUUGUGACCAGGGAUCAUCUUGACCUCCUCAAACACAUGCACACUGUAGGGGAAAAGGUGAUUGCAGAUUUCGCUGGGUCAAGCAAACUCCGCUUCAGAUUGGGCUACCAUGCCAUUCCCAGCAUGAGCCAUGUACAUCUCCAUGUAAUUAGUCAGGAUUUUGAUUCUCCUUGUCUUAAGAACAAAAAACACUGGAAUUCUUUCAAUACAGAAUACUUCCUAGAAUCUCGAGCUGUGAUCAAGAUGGUACAAGAGGCUGGCAGAGUGACUGUUCAAGAAGAGACGCCUGAGCUCUUGAAGCUGCCCCUCCGCUGUCAUGAGUGCCAGCAGCAGCUGCCUUCCAUUCCUCAGCUGAAAGAGCAUCUCAGGAAACACUGGCCAAAGUGAUUGCAAAGAACUGAACUGUAGUAUAUGUGAUUCUCACUGUUCAGGCUGAUCUCAUGGUAUCUGUUCUAGAUUGUAUACUUUUUUUUUUCUUUUAGCCAAGCACUGCUAACUCUGGCUUAUGGUGGGGCCAGGGUUUGAACCUGGGACCCUGGAAUCUCAGGCAUGAAAGUCUCACACAAUUACUGUGCUAUCUCUUGGCACCUUGUAAACUUCUUUCAUAUAGUUUUUUUUUAUAUAUACAGAAAUCAUUUCAUUUCGGAGUGGCUGCAAUAGAGAGUGGCUCAGAACAGCUUGGGAGUUAUGAGUUUGAGUUUGUCUUGGAUAUGUUUUCUGGUAAGGGUGCUGAGGUAUGCCUGACCCUCCAUCUCCAGGAUCCACAUCAAGUCUGCCAGUGGGGUCAAAACCAUGUUCAGACCGACUUCAUGUGGCAGGGGACUGGCUUAGAUAGCUCUGUCCUUAUACUUAUCCUUACUCAGAGGUAGGUAGAACCUUUUCUUCAGAGCAGCCCGACUGGUCUUUUGCUUAUCCUGAAAGCAUUGACUGAUCUUGUUCUUUGAUUUUAAUUUUUUUUGUUAAUAUCCUUUUUCCUUCCCUCCUCCAUAGGGAGACUUAGUUUCUUCUGUCUUUUUCAUUUUUUUUCUACUCAGCAAGUCUGUCUCAUCAUAUUCCCUCUGCUUUGAACAAACAAUUUAGAUGAAGGGGUAGAAGGAUGGAGUUUUCUUCUUACAUCAGGGGCUUCUGACUGGUAAAGAGUAGCCAUACGCUAAUCAGGUUUACUUGCUAUAUCUCAGCGCUGGACUCUUUGGAUCUGUUGUCUGACAAUAAACAUCAUUUGGGCAGUC
Molecule: messenger RNA, 2158 nt
Organism: Erinaceus europaeus (western European hedgehog)
Lineage: Eukaryota; Metazoa; Chordata; Mammalia; Eulipotyphla; Erinaceidae
Gene: APTX
Product: aprataxin
Exons: 8
Coding region: 285-1316 (343 amino acids)
Biological process (GO): single strand break repair; double-strand break repair
Cellular component (GO): nucleus
Molecular function (GO): single-strand break-containing DNA binding; double-stranded RNA binding; protein binding
Source: RefSeq, a predicted model, not a curated record